AACGUCAAACUCAGAUCACUAUCAUCUCUCAUGCACGAGAAAUUAUAUAAGCUAGCGCACAGAAACAGAGGAGAUCUAUGCCAUGGACUUGCGUUCUGAUUCAUCUACUAGAUCUUACCUUUAUUCUUCAAUCCUUCCCUACGCUUUCUUCCGUCUUUUCCUUCCUCCUCCCAUCACUCGCACCACCUUCUCUCUCUCUCUCUCUCUUCUCCUAUACCAAUGGCAGCCGUUGUGACAUGCUUCAGCAAGUUCCUUUCUAUCUUCCUCCUCCUACUUCACCUUGGUUGCUUCAUUUUCAGCACCACCACCGACCGCCAGCAUUCGAGAAGAUGUAAAUCGUUUCACCUGAUCUCUCUCCCCUUUCAUUCAAAACCCAACAGAGCCUACUCCUCUUGGUCCUUCUUCAAACGCAUCUUCUCCUCCAUAUCCUGCAAAACCAGCGGCUCCCCUCAAACCCAACCAAUAACUCUUACCACCCUAUCAUCCGGUCGAUCAUCCCAGCAUUCCGCACUCCCCAUUAUCCAGCCAGAAUCCCCCUUAUCGCAUUACUCUUUCCAAGAAUCGGACAUCUCAUUCGAUAACCCAUUCUUUCCCCUCCGUAACGAUAUCUUCCCCUGCACAGCCUGCGGCGAAAUCUUCCCAAACCCUCAUCUUCUUGAGCAACACCAGGCGAUCAAACAUGCUGUUUCGGAGCUCGCAGAUGGUGAUUCGGGAAAGAACAUCGUCCGUACCAUAUUUCAGACAGGUUGGACUGACGACGUGAAGAGCCUAAAAAUCAAUCGGAUUUUGAAGAUCCAAAACAGCCCGAUGAUACUUUCGAAGUUCGAAGAGUAUAGAGAGUCGGUGAAAGCUAAAGCCGCGCGAAUCGACGGAGUUCGGAGAAGAGACGAAAGGUGCAUAGCCGACGGCAAUGAGCUGUUGAGGUUCCACUGCUCGACGUUUCUCUGUGAUUUGGGACUGAAUGGGAAUUCCGGCGUUUGUGACCGGCAGUACUGCAGCGUGUGCGGGAUUAUUAAGUCCGGGUUCUCCCCCAAGUUGGACGGAAUUUCCACGCUAUCAACCAGCUGGAGUGCACACCUGGCAAUUCCGGAGGAGAUCGAGGAGUUCAGGCUCUUGAACGUGAAGCGGGCAGUGCUGGUUUGCCGGGUCGUGGCGGGUCGGAUCGGGUGCGAUUCGGACGAUGAGGUGGAGAAGGAGGACGGUGGGUUUGACCCGGUGGUCGGGAGGGGGGCCCACGCUAGAAUUGACGACGAGGAGCUGCUGGUGUUUAAUCCAAGGGCCGUGCUUGCUUGCUUUGUGAUUGUGUAUACUGUGUGAGUAUGAAUUGAGAUCGUGCGGUCAGCUUUUGUUAAUCAUGAAUGUUCUUUAUUA
Molecule: messenger RNA, 1371 nt
Organism: Carya illinoinensis
Lineage: Eukaryota; Viridiplantae; Streptophyta; Magnoliopsida; Fagales; Juglandaceae
Exons: 1
Coding region: 220-1317 (365 amino acids)
Source: RefSeq, a predicted model, not a curated record